AUGGGCAAUAAGAGGCCAUUCGAUGUUCUAUAUAAAACAAUUGGUGAAUGCGCGAUCCCCCUUCAUAAGCCCCUCGGUGCAGGUGGCAAUCUGUCUAGCGCCAGUACCAGCAAUGGUAAGAAAAGCUCGAACUACAGGAAUGAAACUGAAAAUGCUCUCAACAACUUGACAGACAUCACAGCAAACCUCUGCAAAUUUAAGGGAUUCCUUCAGAUUCCCCUGGCUGAUGGUACAUACAACAGACGACCGUAUGAAGGAACUCUUAAAGCUCAUCAUCGUGGACAUUUCUCGGGUGGAACCGUUCGAGAGGACCUAAUCGAUAAGAACGCUCUUUCCAGGGUUGACACUGUAGGAUUUCAUAUCGAGGAUGCUUUCCCGGUCGGCUUGAAGCGGAUAAACAAAUCUAUCGGUUCGUUACGAGAAGACGAUGCGAAAGUGGGGGAGGGGCGAAACGACCUUGUAAUCGCUUUUCCCGUACAAGCAGCCGCCUCUGAUAAUGUUCUGGAGUUUACAGGGACCGCAGUAACAUCUUUGCUGAAGUUCAGUCUCCUUCAAGGAAAGACUGUUCUCGCCAGUCGACCUGGAAAUUCUAUCGAACAGCUUUCGGAGAUCUUCGAUGAAGGUGCUGAUCCAUUAAAAGGCUCCUCAUGGAUCUCAGGUACUGCGCAUCGUCCAAAAGAUGAAGUGAAUGAACAUGAUCCGGUUGAACUGGCAAAGGCACUCUUUCGUGUACUCGAUGAUCAAAUCGACGAAGAGUUCGAGAAAUUUAGCACAACACGCGACAUUCGAACAAUAAGACGAGGGCAGACCGUCAUUAGCAUGCUAUCCGAGAUUCCCGAAUCAUAA
Kwoniella shivajii is the source of this 846-nucleotide messenger RNA. RefSeq lists its product as uncharacterized. The transcript has a single exon. Bases 1 to 846 code for a protein of 281 amino acids. The record is from RefSeq and is a predicted model, not a curated record. Lineage: Eukaryota; Fungi; Basidiomycota; Tremellomycetes; Tremellales; Cryptococcaceae.